This is a messenger RNA of Lolium rigidum, 452 nucleotides long. Its product is annotated as histone deacetylase 15-like. The transcript has 5 exons. Gene Ontology annotation, cellular component: histone deacetylase complex. The record is from RefSeq and is a predicted model, not a curated record. Gene Ontology annotation, molecular function: histone deacetylase activity. Gene Ontology annotation, biological process: chromatin organization. Bases 153 to 452 code for a protein of 99 amino acids. Lineage: Eukaryota; Viridiplantae; Streptophyta; Magnoliopsida; Poales; Poaceae.
GAGACAAUGACUACAUCUUUGCUUUUGAGCAUGUGGUGCUUCCAAUUGCUGCAGAAUUUGCCCCAGACAUCACCAUUAUAUCUGCAGGAUUUGAUGCAGCAAGGGGUGAUCCUCUGGGUUGUUGCGAUGUCACUCCUGCUGGUUACUCUCAGAUGGCAUCCAUGCUAACUGCUUGUUCAGAAGGAAAAUUGUUGAUUAUACUUGAGGGAGGAUACAAUCUUCGGUCUAUAUCCUCAUCAGCUACUGAAGUUGUCAAGGUCCUACUUGGAGAUAAUCCAAGUCAUAGUACAGGUGCAGCUGCACCAUCAAAGGAGGGCAUGCAGACUGUCUUGCAAGUUCUGGAGAUCCAGCAAAAAUACUGGCCAGUUUUGGUUCCAAUCUUUGCAUCACUCGAGGCACGGCAGGAGCGGAGUUCUUCCAGUAUGGUAAGGAAAAGACAACCAGCAAUGUAG